UAGAGCGCUGUGUUGGUAUCAAAAGUCUCUGAUCAACCAACUCAUUACCUGUAGGAUUUUGGAUGAGUCACAAAGUUUCUUUUCUUCUACCCAAAUGAUAGCAGGUAUUUGAAUAGCUUGCAGUUAUACUCAAUAUAAAGACAUAAAAGUGAAAUUGCUGUUAUUUUUAGUAUCACUAGUAUUAAGAGCAAACAUUCUUGAUAAUUGUGUAGAAGUACAAAAGCGGCUACAUUGAACACAUAUUUGCACUGUUUUAUUUCUCUACCAACAACCUUGCAAUGGCUUCCUUUUGUUCUUAGAAUAAAAUCCAAGCACCCAUUAUUUGGCCUUGGUUUACCUUUUCAGCCUUCCUUUCCACUUACUCUUGAGACAUUAAGUUUUGUAUUCACUGUCCUUCAUUCAUUAUCUCUUAAUAGCUAUGCUUUGCUCUCUCAGGGCCUUCACACAUUCUACAGUCUUAGCCUGGCACACUUCUCCUAUUUCACGUUUCAGAUUAAAUGGUGCACCUUGGGGGAAACUUUCUUAAUCACUCUCCAUUAAGUUAGGUCCCCAUAUUGCAUACUUUCAGUGCACUCAGUACCUUUUCUAUGUAGCACUUUUCACACUGUUUAAACAUCUGUUUAAAGACUGUACACCCACUAGAUGGAAAAUUGUUAUAAGAUAUACAGACAUUGUCUUGUUACCACCACUUGCCUAACUUCUACAAACUCAACAAUUAUCUGUGGAAAUAAACUAAUACAGAUGAAAUGAAUAAUUGUAAAUUUGCUCUGAAAUAAGAAGAGAAAGCACUUUAAGUGUUCCUUGAGCAUGAUAAUGUGGAAGAAAUUAGGUAUUUGUAGCCCUCUGGAUCCACCUCUGACAUGAUAUAUUUUCUUUUUUACUACCUUGCAGGAGGUGUCUUUUCCUUGUAUUUUUCUGGUAUAUGCAAUUCGGGCUCAUUUCACAAAGUUUAGGAAAAAAAGAAAAACAUAAAUAGGAUAGUGAAGCAUGCUAUCAUCUAGAGCAAAAAUCUUUUGAAGUUUGUGUGUAAUUAUUACAAAAGGGGAGGGGUAAACUAGUAUGUGUACACUUCCGUUAAAUCGUGUAAAUGAGGACUGUACCAGGAAGAAUCGCUGCUCGUAGAUAAAAGUGCAUUUUAUUUCCCUAGAUUGCAUUUAUUUAAUUCAUAUAACAUGAGAAACUCCUCCAGUAGCGUCAACUAGGGUUGAUAAGAAUAAUCGAUAAAGCAAAAUAAAAACACCUUCUCCAAGAUUUUGUAACUGCAAGCGAACGCAUGGUGGCGCUGUUGACUAAGAAGGCGAAUUAAACCACAGGCAUUGUGCAUGCUCGGUGACGCACGGAUCCAGUGUGGUAAACCAGCGGUUGAGAGCCCAGGCAGAUUUUUGAGCCAGCAAGUCUGAGCCUCUGGAAAGGCUUAUUCACUAGGCCGUCUACAAAGGUUGUGGGGCAAAAGACUGUUUCCCAGCGCUGUCUGAGGUUCAGCUUGGCGACAUUCCCUGGAAGAGCGUGACGGAAAGUGCAAUGGAGGCGGGAGGAGAGCGAUUUCUUAGACAAAGGCAAGUCUUGCUUCUCUUUGUUUUUCUGGGAGGGUCUCUGGCUGGGUCCGAGUCAAGACGCUAUUCUGUGGCUGAGGAAAAAGAGAGGGGCUUUUUAAUAGCCAACCUAGCAAAGGAUCUGGGACUAAGGGUAGAGGAACUGGCCGCGAGGGGGGCCCAAGUUGUGUCCAAACGGAACAAACAGCAUUUUCAGCUUAGUCAUCAGACAGGUGAUUUGCUCCUGAAUGAGAAAUUGGACCGGGAGGAGCUAUGCGGCCCCACAGAACCAUGCAUACUGCAUUUUCAGAUAUUACUGCAAAACCCUUUGCAGUUUGUUACAAACGAGCUCCGUAUCAUAGAUGUAAAUGACCAUUCUCCGGUAUUCUUUGAAAAUGAAAUGCAUCUGAAAAUCCUAGAAAGCACUCUGCCAGGAACAGUAAUUCCUUUGGGAAAUGCUGAGGACUUGGAUGUGGGAAGAAACAGCCUCCAAAACUACACUAUCACUCCGAAUUCCCACUUCCACGUACUCACUCGCAGUCGUAGGGACGGAAGGAAGUACCCGGAACUAGUACUGGAUAAAGCGCUCGAUCGGGAGGAGCAGCCGGAACUCAGCUUAACGCUCACCGCGCUGGACGGCGGCGCUCCCCGUAGGUCUGGGACAGCCCAGAUAAACAUCCAGGUCUUAGAUAUAAACGACAAUGCACCAGAAUUUGCACAGCCGCUCUAUGAGGUUGCAGUUCUAGAGAAUACCCCCGUUAACUCUGUCAUUGUCACUGUCUCGGCUUCUGACUUAGAUACAGGAAGUUUUGGGACAAUAUCAUAUGCAUUUUUUCAUGCUUCUGAAGAAAUUCGCAAAACUUUUCAGCUAAAUCCAAUUACUGGUGAUAUGCAACUGGUCAAAUAUUUGAAUUUUGAAGCGAUUAAUAGUUAUGAAGUCGACAUCGAGGCCAAGGAUGGCGGAGGCCUAUCCGGAAAGUCUACAGUCAUAGUCCAGGUGGUUGAUGUCAACGACAACCCACCGGAACUGACCUUGUCUUCAGUAAACAGCCCUAUUCCUGAGAACUCGGGAGAGACUGUACUGGCUGUUUUCAGUGUUUCUGAUCUAGACUCUGGAGACAACGGAAGAGUGAUGUGUUCCAUUGAGAACAAUCUCCCCUUCGUCCUGAAACCAUCUGUCGAGAAUUUUUACACCCUAGUGUCAGAAGGCGCGCUGGACAGAGAGACCAGAUCCGAGUACAACAUUACCAUCACCAUCACUGACUUGGGGACACCCAGGCUGAAAACCAAGUACAACAUAACCGUGCUGGUCUCCGACGUCAAUGACAACGCCCCCGCCUUCACCCAAACCUCCUACACCCUGUUCGUCCGCGAGAACAACAGCCCCGCCCUGCACAUCGGCAGCGUCAGCGCCACAGACAGAGACUCGGGCACCAACGCCCAGGUCACCUACUCGCUGCUGCCGCCCCAGGACCUGCACCUGCCCCUCUCUUCUCUGGUCUCCAUCAACGCGGACAACGGCCACCUGUUUGCCCUCAGGUCGCUGGACUACGAGGCCCUGCAGGCGUUCGAGUUCCGCGUGGGCGCCACAGACCGCGGCUCCCCGGCGCUGAGCAGCGAGGCGCUGGUGCGCGUGCUGGUGCUGGACGCCAACGACAACUCGCCCUUCGUGCUGUACCCACUGCAGAACGGCUCCGCGCCCUGCACCGAGCUGGUGCCCCGGGCGGCCGAGCCGGGCUACCUGGUGACCAAGGUGGUGGCGGUGGACGGCGACUCGGGCCAGAACGCCUGGCUGUCGUACCAGCUGCUCAAGGCCACGGAGCCCGGGCUGUUCGGCGUGUGGGCGCACAAUGGCGAGGUGCGCACCGCCAGGCUGCUGAGCGAGCGCGACGCGGCCAAGCACAGGCUGGUGGUGCUGGUCAAGGACAAUGGCGAGCCUCCGCGCUCGGCCACCGCCACGCUGCACGUGCUCCUGGUGGACGGCUUCUCCCAGCCCUACCUGCCUCUCCCGGAGGCGGCCCCGGCCCAGGCCCAGGCCGACUCGCUCACCGUCUACCUUGUGGUGGCGUUGGCCUCGGUGUCUUCGCUCUUCCUCUUCUCGGUGCUCCUGUUCGUGGCGGUGCGGCUGUGCAGGAGGAGCAGGGCGGCCUCGGUGGGUCGCUGCUCGGUGCCCGAGGGCCCCUUUCCAGGGCAUCUGGUGGACGUGAGCGGCACCGGGACCCUGUCCCAGAGCUACCAAUACGAGGUGUGUCUAACUGGAGGCUCCGGGACAAAUGAGUUCAAGUUCCUGAAGCCAAUUAUCCCCAACUUCGUUGCUCAGAGUGCAGAGAGGGUUAGCGAGGCAAAUCCCAGUUUCAGGAAGAGCUUUGAAUUCAGUUAAGUGUUAAUAAGGAUCUACUGAGCCUCGUCUUAGUUAAUCUGUGGAAAGUCCUUUUUUACUGCUUUGCCCAUUGGAGAGGUCUUUUUUGGUCUGGUUCAAGGCAAGUAGCAAGAAUAGAGCAAAAUUUCAAAUCCAGGGAUGGCUUAGGUUUCAUUAACAGUACUGGAAAGUAGUUGUGUGGCUCUGAAUGUUUUGUAUUUCAAUCAAGAAUCCUUAGUCGAUAGAACAUUUUGUUUAUAUAUUGAUUCUACUCUUUCUGUAGUUAAUCCUUGCAUAUUCUCCUUUCAUCCUGGCUUGCCAACGCAGUCUUAAUUCCGCCUUUUUUUUUCUAAUGGGGAGCAAAAAGAAAUUCACUGUCUUUUAAUAGUGAUUUCAAAUAGCUUAUUAAAAUAACUCCAUUCAAAUUUUACAUUAUAAAGCAAUGUAGAGAGAGUUCCAAACCACUAAUUUUAUAAUUUCCCUUGUUGAAUAUAUUCAUAUAAUGUGUUCUAUAAUAUGCCCAAAGCAGCUUUGUCUAUGGUUAACAAAGUUUUAAGGAUAGACAAGAAUGUGUUUUCUUUAAUAAAUAGUAAUAUAUCAUCUUUUUAGGGAUAUAGUACUCAAAUGAAAGUAAUUUAGUUCAUUUUCUGUGUUGACAUUUUCAAUUAAUAUUUCAAUAUUUUAUGUGCUUAUAUUGGCCAAAAUAUGGACACAAAUAUAGACUAAUAUGGGUAAUUACCCUUUGGUUUAUCUAAAGUGUGUUCAUGAUGACUGAGGAAAAAAAUUAAACCUAUGCCAUUUUAAAAACUGACUGUUCUUUUCCAUUUGACACAAAAACGUUGUUUAGUAAGACAUCUGGUGGAAUGACAACUAUUUGUUUCAUAAAUUCUGAGAUGUGUUAUGAAUCUGAGAGACAAUUUUUAAUUUCAAGAAAAUACAUCGGUAUAUGAUAUCUAAAUGCUUCAAGGUAAAAGUGGUGUCCUAUCCAGUCCUAUUUUAUUAUCAAUACCUACUUGCCACUUGUAUGAUGAUAUAGGAGAAAGAUAUUUUCUUUUUUUCCUGUCUUGGUUCCCUCCUUCAGAUUUUAACCUGACAUGAUUUAGGAUUAUAUAUGGUCUUUCUGGGAUAGAAACUGUCCAUCCUUAUCAGCAUCCUACCUCCUACAAUGUAAUUAAAAGAAGAUGUACAAGAAUAGAAAGUUCUAAAAAGGAGAGGGCAAUAUCGUUGUGAAACUCUAAAUUAGCUACAACUAAGAAUAAAAUAUGGAAGCAACCAAAACAUCGAAUCUUAUGGUUAUCUUGAGUAAAAUUAAAAAACUUAUUUUAAGCGACAAAAUAUUUAGCUCCUAAUUAGGGAAAUGUAUUAGGAAAAAAUUAAUUUUCUUCUUACAAGCAUUUCCUCACCCACAGAACAUCCAUAUAACUUUCUAGGAAUUAAAUACUCAUGACUAGAGAACAGAGAAUUUCUCAAAGAUUUUAAUAAUUCCCCAAAAAGCAAGAGUUUAAGAUUGACAUGCUUUCAAACAUAUGUUAAAGUGUAGUUAUUAUCACACUUAAAUGGUGUAAUUUUAUGUAACAGCAUCAAAUUCAUAAAUACUUUUUAAAAAAAAUUUUUGAGACAGGGUCUUGCUCUGUUGCCCAGGCUGGAGUGCAGUGGUACAGUCAUGGCUCACUGCAGUCUCAAUCUCCUGGGCUCAAGGGAUCUGACCACCUCAGCCUCCAGAGUAGCUGGGACCAUAGGUGUGUGCCACCACACCCAGCUAUUUAACAACAAAAAAAAUUUAUUUGUAGAAAUGGGGUUUCCCCAUGUUGCCCAGGCUGGUCUGGAACUCCUGUGCUCAAGGGAUCCUCCUGCCUCCACUUCCCAAAGUGCUAGGAUUAACAGGUAUGAACCACCAUGCCCAGCCAAAUACGUGAAUCUUUAAUAGUCAGAGGAAAAUUAAUAUAAUAUUUCCUUUCACUUUAAGUACUUUAUAGAGAUGUUUGAAUCUGGCUGUUUUGGUCAGAUAUUUUUCUUCUUUGCAUACAUAGCUGAUUUUCCAUGAAUAUCAGGAAAAGGCAUAGAAUUCUGAUCAAGAUUUCUCUCUCUUUGAUUACCUUAGUCCCAGGUGGUAUCAGAGCCAGGGAAGUACUCAACUGUGGAAAAUAUAGAGGGCAGUUCUUUUGGGGACUAAUAUGGUAUAUGAUCGGAGACUAAAGUUCAAAAGGCAAUAUGCUGAGUCAUUUAGACACUGAAGAUAGAAGAACAGAUACCAUUUGUAAUUUAGUUUUUAGAUGUACUGGACUUAUACAUUGUUGAGAAAAUGAAUAGAAUUUAGCAAAGCCAGAAAAGAUAAUCUAUACUAAAUUUGAAGGGGGAAACAAUCACAUCUUACUCUUGGUUUAAAGCUGCUUCUCUUUCAGGGCAGUUAGAAACCUUUUACCCUUUUAUUUAAAGACAACUUCCAAAAACAUAUUCAUCUGGAUAUUUCAUUAAAUACAGAACAGAGAGAGUACCACAUGUACAGUACUAACUAGUGUUGCCACGUUUUGGAAUUCCACAAACUAAAUGCCUGGCACAAGGUAAAAGGGUUAUUAAUAAUUUUCUAGUAAUUUUUCUUCUAGGCAGGCUAAUUCAUUAUUGUAAAAUAUUUACAAAUCGAUCUCACCAGUAUUCCAAUUAUCAAAAAGUAAGAGAAGGAAAAAUUUUACUCCCUUCCCUCAUUCUAGAAUAUAUAAAAUGACCUUACUAGACUCUAAACAACUUGAAGGUAGAGUCUGUUUCUGGUUUAUUCACAGUGGUAUUUCCAGCAAAUAGCACAAUGCCUCAUUCAUAGUAGACGCUCAGUUUAUAUUUGUUAAAUAAAUAAAUUUUAAAUUAUUUGGGAAAUAAAAUAAUGUUGUAAGGACUUACAAACUUGUUUAUUUGGACCUGAUCUACACAUUGAAUUUUAAAAGAACUAUCUGUAUUCAGAAAGGGGUGGAGUAUGAAGAAUAAUUCCCUAUAGAGCCAAUUUUUUAUUUAAUGUCUCCCUUUGCAUCUUGAGACUUGUGGAAACUUGGAGAACUGUAAAAUUAUGUGUUAAUCUCCAAGUCGGUUCCAAAUGGAGCUUAUUUAUAUCUUUGAUUUCAGGGACAAAGAAGAAAUUAAAUAUAAGACUUUUUUGUACAUCAAAUUAACUUUCUGAAAUUGGUACUUAAAUUCUCUGGCCUCUAAUUGGUACUUCUGUUGAACUUGGGUUAGUCUUAAUGAUAUCAAGAUUAAAUAAAAUUUGCAAGAUCCCAAAGGCUUAAAAAUUUUUUUAAUAGCCAAUCAUUCAUUUAUUUUCAAAACAUAAUUCUCGAUCACAUGCACACUCCCUUCUUCUCUUUACAAAUACAUUAGUUCAGAAAUAAAUAUUUCCUUGACAUUCACAAUCUAGUUUUUAGCACUGAAAAUCAAAGAGAUACAAAUGAAUUUUAAAUUUUUAUUUGGGGAGUUGUUAUAAGACUAAGCUAUAUUCAAAUAUCAAUCAUUAAAACUAGUGAGGCCACUCACUAUACCACCAUACUUUUCAUAAAUCUUCGAUGAAUAAAUUCUACUUCCUUACAAAAGAAGACUCUGUUUUAAAAAGGUACCAACUUUUCUAUAUAUUCCCCUACUUUAUUCUGGAAAUGUCUUUUGCUUCUUAAAGUAAUUGUUAGAUUUUUUAAGCCAGAAAUCUGUUAGUCCUAAUUAUGAAUUAUUUUAAUGUCAAAUAUGCAUAUGGUUAAUCAAUAGUUUUCUUUAUCAUAGAUUCAAAAUUUUAAGCUUAUUUUCCUUCCAUUCUUUAGGCAUUCAACACGUUGAUGAAAAGUACAAUGUCAGUCUACUUCUCGUUCUUUUAUCCAUAAACUUCUUUACUCUCUUUUAGAUUUUUAAAUUUAUUCUUGCUGUUCUGAUAUAUAUGGUAGGCCCCAACCUGAGGUUCACAUAACGUACUGCAUUUUUUUCUUUGAGAAAUUACAAUUUUCUUUUGAAAACUUUCAUUUGGCAAGUUUUCACAACUAUUUGUUCUUGUUUUAAAAUUGCUAUUUCCUUCUUUGUUGUUUGAGUCUUUUACGUUUAAGUUCUUGUCAUAUUGUUUCGAAUUUCAAUUUCUUAUAGUAGAUAAAACAAUUCUUUUAUUUGUUGAGUCUCUUUUUCAUGGUGUUAAUCUUCAUUUGCUUGGUGAUAUUUUAUUGAGAACUUAUCUCUUACUGGAAGCUUCGUUCACAGUAGUACUUGUUUUGACAAUCCUGGGGAAGGGAAGAAGGAGAAGAGGGGUCUCAAGGUGGUUUCAGCCCUGGCCUCUGCAAACCCAAGCCUUAAUUUAAAAGCUUAGCUCGCCGGGCGCGGUGGCUCACGCCUGUAAUCCCAGCACUUUGGGAGCCCGAGGUGGGUGGAUCACGAGGUCAAGAGAUCAAGACCAUCCUGGCUAACAUGGUGAAACCCCGUCUCUACUAAAAAAUACAAAACAUUAGCCGGGCGUGGUGGCACGCGCCUGUAGUCCCAGCUUCUAGGGAGGCUGAGGCAGGAGAAUGGCGUGAACCCGGGAGGCGGAGCUUGCAGUGAGCAGAGAUCGCCCCACUGCACUCCAGCCUGGGCGAAAGAGCGAGACUCUGUCUCAAAAAAAAAAAAAAAAAAAAAAAAGAAAAGAAAAGAAAAAAAAAAAGAAAAGAAAAAAGCUUAGCUCAACUUUGCCACACCCAGGUAAAAGUUCUGGACCAAGCACUAAAAAUAUAUUUGAGUUGGGACCCAUGCUCUUUUGGGUGGUAUUGUUCUGCAUUUGCUCAAUGAGGCAAAAAUCUCAGGGAAUGUCACUGCUUCUUGGUUGUCACGGUUUCUGCUAAGGCUAUAGACAUGGAAGCUAAUGGAGAAAUUUAAAAUGUUUCAAUCUUCAGAGUAAAUAAGUUGAUUUUUAGGAAAAGUGAACUGUAACUGAAGCAAUUGACACAUGGGGACUAUAUGGAAAACAUCAUGGUCUGGAUUCAAGUUACAGCAUUCAUGGUAAUGCUCAGAAAGAUAAUAACAUACUCCAAGAUUCCACUGAAAUAGUGGUUGCUAUUUUUUUUUU
Molecule: messenger RNA, 8944 nt
Organism: Gorilla gorilla gorilla (western lowland gorilla)
Lineage: Eukaryota; Metazoa; Chordata; Mammalia; Primates; Hominidae
Product: protocadherin beta-3
Exons: 1
Coding region: 1522-3912 (796 amino acids)
Biological process (GO): homophilic cell-cell adhesion
Cellular component (GO): plasma membrane
Molecular function (GO): calcium ion binding
Source: RefSeq, a predicted model, not a curated record